AUGCAGCAGAGACAGUUGCAUUUGAAAAAGAAAGCUGUUGAUAGUUUACGCAGGAAAAGAGACGAGAGACAGAGAGAAAUGAAUAGAAUGAGAGAAGCGAAAGGAGAGCUAGAACAAAGGGUAGAAGAGAUGAAUUUAUUGCUGAAAAAUGCAGAGACAGCAAGUGAAGAUGCAGAGAGAAGAUUAAGGGAGAACGAGGAGGUGCUGAACAUUGCAGCAGAAGACGUACAACUGAGUGAUAAGGAAAUAGGCAGUGGAGCAUUUGGAUCUCACUGUUUGUGUUGGCUGCUGGCGUGGCUGCCCAGUGGCUGCCCAGUGGCUGUCAAAGUGUUACACAAGGAACUGGCAAAGGAUCAUUACCAGAGACGUCUGUUUGAACAGGAAGUGUGCGUUUCUUCCAGAUUACAUCAUCCCAAUAUUGCGGUUGUGUGUGGUGUCGCUCGUCAACUCGAUGCUCCAUUCUGUCUGAUUAUGGAACUAUUACAGGCUUCAUUGUCAGAUGUCAUUGAAGCAGCACACGUGAGUGGCAUCUACUUGACAUUGAGAGGACAGACAGAUCUUGCUCAUGUUUGUUUGAGUGGCCUCACAUAUUUGCACAAUUUGCCUCGUCCUAUUCUGCAUGGUGAUAUUCGUCCUACAAACAUCCUCAUCACAUCAGUGAUGAGAGCAAAGAUAGGAGACUUGGGUGCUGCUCAUUUUACUGAUGGUUCACUGUCAGUGGGUCCUAUGAAUACACUGUACGUUGCACCAGAAAGAUUGGCCAAUAACGCUUUACCCAACAGGCAACAAGCAGAUGUGUACAGUAUGGGAGUAAGUCUGGGAGAGUUGUUUACUGGAUAUCAAGGGACUCGUGAGAACAUAACAAGACAACUGCGAUCUGAGUCAGUGGGAUCUGCGUGUGGUGUGUUGUCAGAUGGCUCAUGAGGAUGGCAACAAUAGAAUGGAGGCAAGUGAAGCUCUCAAUGUUAACGACAGAGUUGUGAGGAGUGAGGAGUACACAAGAUGUGGUCCACGACAUAUGGUGAAGGGAGCGACAGAUGGAGUAAAGAAGGUGACACUGUGUGAGAAACCAUGGUGAACAGAACAGACAAAAGUUGAUAUCAAUGAGUUUAUUGUUGUUACUCGAGUCUGUGGUAGUAUUAGAUGUUGUUGAUGUGUAGCUAUCGAGUUGACUGUUUGUUAGUUGUCUUUGCUGCAGGCGAGCUGACAGUUACUGCACAACCGCAGAGUCACAACAUAUCAAGACUGCUACAUAUUGUUUAAGACGUCAUAGA
Corticium candelabrum is the source of this 1274-nucleotide messenger RNA. RefSeq names its product probable serine/threonine-protein kinase DDB_G0271682. Bases 1 to 924 code for a protein of 307 amino acids. The transcript is spliced from 4 exons. NCBI's taxonomy places the organism in Eukaryota, Metazoa, Porifera, Homoscleromorpha, Homosclerophorida, Plakinidae. Gene Ontology annotation, biological process: protein phosphorylation. Gene Ontology annotation, molecular function: ATP binding; protein serine/threonine kinase activity. The record is from RefSeq and is a predicted model, not a curated record.